Molecule: messenger RNA, 5223 nt
Organism: Haliotis rufescens (red abalone)
Lineage: Eukaryota; Metazoa; Mollusca; Gastropoda; Lepetellida; Haliotidae
Product: zinc finger protein 184-like
Exons: 5
Coding region: 122-3007 (961 amino acids)
Biological process (GO): regulation of DNA-templated transcription
Molecular function (GO): RNA polymerase II cis-regulatory region sequence-specific DNA binding; DNA-binding transcription factor activity, RNA polymerase II-specific
Source: RefSeq, a predicted model, not a curated record
GCUUCGUUAACUGCGCAUGCGCGGAGCUACUUUGCUUCAUGUCGACAAGCUUACAACGCCCUCCAGUGUCAAAUUUUGUUACCAAAGGUAAGCUAGUGGAGCCAGGUAAGCCAGUGGAGCCAUGGACCAGGUGGCUGGGGUAACUCCAGCCUCUGGCCAGAACUUAAAUGACCUUCAAAACUAUCUGGUGACUUUUAACAAGGAAAUUGAGGGAGAACAGACACCAGGGACUCAACACAUACGCCCCAUACAAAUAUCCACUGUGCCUAACAAGGGUCAAGUGGUCAUACAAGAUGGUGGUGCUGCUCUUGCAGGAGCUGACCCCACAACUUCUCAAGCACAGGCUGUUGGUGGCUUCUACAAGGAGCAGGGUAUCAUUGAUGGUAAUCUAGAGGGAACUGCAGUUCAACUUAUUCAGGGGAUAGUGUCGGCCCCAUUGACAGGGGCUGAGCAGGUGCCAGAUGAUGCAUCUGCUCUGGUCGGUGUGGAAAAAUCUGAAGCAGAUGCCAUCAAUUCCCAGUACCAGACUUACAUAGCAGAUUUAACAGGUGAUGGAACACAAAUUAUUGGUGGGUUGGAUGGCUCAAUUUCUACACAGGAGAUCAGUUCUUCCAUGGUUCAGAGUUUGAUGAAUCCUUCAACAUCAGGGAACAUCAUAAGGAUUGUAUCCAUGGGGGCUGAUGGCCAGAUGCAGUUUGUCAGUGAAGAGAUCCCACAAGGUACUGAACUCACCGAGGUACCUAAAGAACUAACUCCUCAUAGCGUUGAAGGCAUUGAACAACCGGAUGUUAUCGAUGGAACCGAUCCAGUUGCAGUCUUGGCUUCAAUUGCAGCUAAUACCUCCAAUGCUGUGAAUCAUCUUCAGGCAGUUCCAGUUAGUCAGAGUGAGAUGCAUAAUGCCCAGCUGGUGGCCCUCCAGAACUCCGCGGACAGCUCUCAGCCGCAGCUUGUAGCUGUGCAGGCUGGGGACGGAAUGGAUGAGACUCUUCAAGUUAUCGGUGCAGCUGAAGGUGCUACGGACAAUUCAGUCAUCUUCAAUGCUGGUAACUCAUUCCAGACUGUCACCAUUGUUCCUUCUGAAGUCGGCAAGGAUGGUGAGGUGAGCUACGUCCUGAUAGUUUCACAACCAGAUGGAGAAAAAGAUGCAAAUGGUAAACCUAUUACGACUGAUAUGUCUGUGUUUGACUUUAAAGAAGAAGCUCGGGAAAUAAGCACGGAAGAGAUAAUUGAUGAGGAUGGAACAACCAAAAGAAUUUUGAAAAUUACACCAAAGAGAGCAUAUGCUACAGGAUCUCCCAAUCAACUGAUGUGUCAUUAUUGUAACUACACAAGUCCGAAGAGGUAUCUCUUAUCUCGGCACAUGAAGUCUCAUUCAGAAGAACGCCCACACAAGUGUACAAUCUGUGAUCGUGGUUUCAAGACAAUUGCAUCUUUGACUAAUCAUGUGAACACUCACACUGGUCACAGGCCUCACAAAUGUAAGGACUGUGAAGCAGCAUUCACAACAUCGGGUGAACUUGUGCGCCAUAUUAGGUACCGGCAUACUUUUGAGAAGCCUCAUAAGUGUUUAGUUUGUGACUAUGCUAGUGUUGAACUCAGCAAGUUAAAGAGACAUAUGCGCUCUCAUACAGGUGAACGACCAUAUCAGUGCCCAAACUGUGCAUAUGCAAGUCCGGACACUUACAAAUUAAAGCGUCAUCUACGCAUCCAUACAGGCGAGAAGCCGUACGAAUGUGAUGUUUGCCAUGCUCGAUUUACUCAGAGUAACAGUUUGAAAGCCCACAAACUUAUACAUUCCGGAGACAAACCUGUGUACCAGUGUGAUCUAUGUCCAACAACUUGUGGACGGAAAACAGAUCUGAAAAUACAUAUCCAAAAACUUCACACCAGUGAAAGACCACUGAUUUGUCGUAAAUGUAACAAAACGUUCCCAGAUCGCUACUCCUACAAAAUGCACAACAAGAACCAUGAUGGGGAGAAAUGUUUCAAAUGUGAUUUUGGGAACUGUGACUAUGCAGCUUUGUCACAGCGCCAUCUGGAUAGUCACCUGCUCACACACUCAGGGAUUAAGCCCUUCGAGUGUGAUGAAUGUGAUCAGACAUUCCGCCAGAAACAGCUCCUCAGACGACACAAGAACCUUCAUCACACCCCGGACUACAUGCCACCUGCUCCCAGGGAGAAGAUGCAUGACUGUUCCGAGUGUGAGAAAUCUUUUGCUCAUAAGGGGAAUCUUGUACGUCACUUGCAGCAGCAUGGUAUAGAAUGUAGUUUGUCAGAUGAUGAGGAUUCGGAGGCAGGUACCUCUGCAACGAAUGUGCCCCAAGUCAAUGAUCAACUACACAAUAAUCUUAUGCAGGACUUGCGAGCAGGGAAGCUGGGUAAUGCUCCUCAAGUUGUUAUUGUUCAUCCUGAUGGACGGGUGGAGGAGUUCUCCUCCAGGUUAGAUCCUGCCGAGAAGGGUGUUGAUGAACUAUUAAUGGCAAUAGACAGCUCUGAGCAACUCAACAUGGAAAAGAGCGAGGGAGUCGUUCCUGAAGGUGUUUAUGAGUCUGAAGCACAGAAUGAUGAGAAACGAGAAGCAGGAACACAGGUAGAGAUAGACUCUGACACUGAUGAUGACAUAGAGGUCACCUUCCGCCAGCAGAAGAUUGUCAAGAAGACCGUGAAGCUCGAACCCCAGAAGCUGGACAUGGUUGAUCUCUACCCAAUCAGUGAAAUGAAAAGCUUGGUAGAGGUUGGCAACGAGAUGAACAGUAUCCUUCCCAAACCAGCACCUAGCAACACAUACGCAGUAUUGACAAGCCAACCUAAGACAUCUACUCAAACCACAUCAUCGAUCAAUAUCCCUAAAAUUGUUACUGUGGUUGCACCGAAAAGUAGCGGGCCACUCUCACCAACGAAGCAAGGUUCCAGUGAUACUAUGAGUGCUGUUAAGAGGAAGCUUCCUGUUGAUGAGGGCUCCCCAGCUAAACGAACAAGGAAAGCUACAGCAGAUAGCAAAGUUUGAGACAUGGCUAUAAUAACACUGACAUGACAACAUUAUUGCUGGAAGUAAAUGCUUGGAAUGAAGCUCACAGCACCUGACCAUGUGUACAGUACAUCAAAAAACAUGUUACAGCAUCAUCAGUUGGGCCACUGUCCUUUCCAGACAUACAGAUCUUCAUAUUGAACAAAUAAGUUAACAGGUUGGAAUUAAGUGUCAAUAAUAAUUAAAAAAUCAGGAACAAUUUUUAAAGGCAAAUAGGAUGAUAGCAUACUGACAUAUGAUCAUUAAUAUGUUUAUGUUUGAAAAAUUGUUCUUGUGUAAGUUUUUCCAGUAUUCAAAUUAUCCUAUUUUAUGGAUCUGUAAGUCAGGAAAUAUAUUUGUGAGUGGCCUUCCUGAUCCCACAUUGGAAGUGAAAGUUAAUUUACAUUCCUGGGUGUAGGGGAGAUAAUUUGGAUGUGUUAGGUUACCUCCCUUUGGUUACCCAGCCUUUUUGCUGUUUGGCUCAACAUUACUUUGAUAGUAUUUAUUAUAGGAAUAAAGCAUGAGUUUUUUUUACGUGACUCUUGUCUCCAGUAUUAAAGUUUCAUUUUGUAUGGUUGUGUAGAUAUCUUGGUAUGGCAUUCUGGAGCAUCAGAUUAUGGAAGGAAGUCUUGCUCUUGAAGUCAUUUAAAGAAUGAGCUCAUGGAUGUGGUAGCAGAUAUUGACAUCUCUUUGCUGUAUUUAGUUCCUACCGUCCACUGAUCACACAGAUGACCACAUGUACUCCAUUCCAUGGAGCCUGAGAAACAUGGGGAUUCAAUACUUAUGUGUAUCAUGGCUGUUCAUCGGGUUCAAGUGACAGAUGCCUCCUAGUAUGUGUAGCAACUACCAUGAAACUGUUCCAAACCUUUGUUCAACGUUUAUAUAUCAAUAUUAGUGGUCGAAAAUAAGGGUUGAAAUUUGAACAUGAUAAAUCUUUAUUGUCAUUCUAAUCAAGAUAAAGAUUGGAGGGGUCAUAACCAAUUUCUGUAGAUCAUGACAUCAGAUGCAGUCAGAUUGUAUUGGAAAGCAAUCCUGUAUCAAUAUCAACAGAUAAAUGUGUUAUUUAUAUAAGGUAGUAAUAUAUUCAGUGAGACCUUACGUUGUAGUAAAGUAUCAACCAUUUAUUUUGUUUUAGCAAAGUCUUAAGGACAUUGUCAUUGGCAUUACUUACAUCAUCUUCCUGAGGCAAGGGAGUGAACUGACUAUAAAAGUCCCAUUUCCACCCUUGCCGAACUAGGAUGCAAUUAUGGAGCUACAUUUUGGAUGGACUAAUGAGUCAUAGUUAUUCAUGCUAUUAAUCAAGGUGCUCACAUGAUUUGAUGUACUUCGCGGGGUAAGACCCGUUUUAUUACACAAUAGACAUUGAUUAUGAAACAGAUCGUCUUGACUGGGUGCUGCCAUUUUGUUUGAAGCAAAUGCAAGUGAUAUGAGAGAUAGAGUCUGUUGGUCAAUAGGAGGAACAUAGAAGGGAAGUAACUCAUAAAUAGCCACUGGUGGCGCUACAAUCGAGCCUGGAAAUUCCAGCCUAGUUCAGCAAGUGUGGAAACUGGACUUUAAUAGUCAGUUAACUCCCUUGCCUUGGGAAGAUGUACUAACAUGUAUCUUAAGGUUUCAUGUUAUUUGUUAGGAACCUUGCCUAACUUUGUGUUAAUAUUAAAUUAUGUGUAUCAAUACAUUAUUGGGAGACAUUGAUACAAUAUAUCAGCUUUAUUGACAGACUAACUUUAGUUCAAACUUCAUCAAGGAAUUACGAAAUGAAAUAUUGCCUUUAUAAUCUUCAAGUUAUUAUUAGCUUAAUUGGGAAUUGAAUGUGAUUGUGUAUUGUUCAAUUUUUCAUUCCAAAAUGGCUUUAUCAGGAUAUGAUUUUAUCAUGGUAAUUGUAAACAAUAGAGUAAAUGUUUCAGGUAGAUAUUGACUUGUAUAAUGUAUGCUGUACUUAUGUCAAUGAGUCUAGAUAUUUGACAUUCAUGGAAAUGUUAAUUCAUUUCUGAAUCGUAUAAAUACUUAUUCUAAGAGGGGAAGAUGUAUUUGGUAUUUUUGAAAGAUAUUCAACUUCCCAACGAGUUACAUUGUUUAUGUCUGUGUUAAUCGUCAUGACAUUAUUUCUCUAUUGUUGUAAUGUUGAUUUGUUACCUAUUUGUGUUUUUUGCACCUAUCUUGUAUAUUUGGAUCAAGACACCUGUAUGCAUGGAAUAAACUACUUGUUUAUGAUCGGA